Molecule: messenger RNA, 660 nt
Organism: Aegilops tauschii subsp. strangulata
Lineage: Eukaryota; Viridiplantae; Streptophyta; Magnoliopsida; Poales; Poaceae
Source: RefSeq, a predicted model, not a curated record
AUGGGGGACGCGGAGGGGGAGCGGCCGGAGGGAGGCGGCGCUGCCGCGGCGGCGGGCGGCGCCGGCGAGGCUCGGGCGCCCCGAUGGACGGCGUGGCGGCCGGAGGAGAUGGCGCGGACGCGCCGGGGCCGGCGGCGGCGAGCGCAGCCGGAGCUCGGCGAGGCAGGCGCGGAGGAGGCGUCGGGCGCGAGGGCGGCGGUGGCUGGGCUCGGCGGGCCCGCGGCGGUGGGUGGCCGGAGGACCCUAACCCUAGAUCCACCUCCCAUCUCCGCGCCGGACACGUCCGCCGGCGCCGGACGCGUCCAACUGCCGCCCCCGCCCAAUCCGCCUCUGCCACGUGUCCACCCCCGCCGUCUCCGCCGCCGCAGCCCGGAGAGCCAGGAUCGGGCCCUCCCGACCCAUCUCCCCGCGCCGCCGCCCGGGCGCCUCGCCCCGCGCCUCCCGACGCCUCCGCCGCCGGCCACCGUCCGCCGGCGCCCCGCAUCGACCCCAGCACCGCCCGGCACCCUCCGCCCCACCGCCGGAGCGCGCCUCCGCGCCGGUCGCCGCCCCGCCGCCGUCCUACCUCGCCUCCGGCCCCGCCUCCAGCCAGAUCCGGCGAAGGACCGGCCGGAUCCGUCGCCCCGCGCGCUCGCCGGAGCUCCUCGUCGCCGGCGUUGA